CGUACGGACUCAGACGCACUCUCGGCACUCCGAGAACAGCGAGACAGUACUGUUCGAAUAGAGAGUAAUAUAAACGUCCAACGUUUUCGAUUGUGCUUUUGAUUUCGAACCGAUUAUACGUUAACGAGAUACACGUUAACAAGAGAACACCGCGGAUUCCCCUAGAGCCUUGAUCGAAUCGUCGAUCGGUGAUUCGGCCCGGGAUCAACGCAGGACAUCCGCAGAAGAAUCCACUCUCACUAGACUCAGUUAUCUCUUGUUUUGUGACCAGUGACAAUAUAAAGUGUGAUCAUGUCACCGCACACGGGUUACACGCCGGUCAGCGGCAUGGAGUACGAGGAACCAGUGUCGCGCACUUAUCAGUACCGCAAGGUGAUGAAGCCGAUGCUGGAGCGCAAGCGACGUGCUCGUAUCAAUCGUUGCCUGGACGAGCUGAAGGAUCUGAUGGUGACCGCGCUGCAAGCCGAGGGUGAAAACGUGGCGAAGUUGGAAAAGGCAGAUAUCCUCGAGUUGACGGUGCGUCAUCUUCACACGCUACGCGCUGCCAGGAGACUCACACUCACGCCGGAAAAUAGCUACGCCGACCGAUUUCGCGAUGGCUUCACCCAGUGCGCCCAGGAAGUGUCAACUUUCCUAUCGACGCCGGUCGCUGCAGCGGUGCAUCCCGCCGCGGGUGCUCAGCUCAUGCGACAUCUCGGUGGCUGCCUUCGACGACUAGAGGGUCCAGCUGGUACCAAGCAUGCGCUGCCGACGGCAACCUCGGCAGCUGCGACGACAACGACUCAAGCGCCGACGGGCCAGACAAACGUGCCCCAGAACGUGUACACUCCUCCGCAGAGCCCUGUCAGUGUCGCGAGCUCCUCCGGUGAGUCUUCGGAGUCUUCCAACGCAGUUUGGAGACCCUGGUGAUGAGGCAAUCAAACGACAAUGUACACCAUCCUGAGAUCUCCGGAGCGGACGUUCGAAGUGAUCGAGACGGACAAUCCAAUGACGAAGGAUCCUCCCGCUGAAUAGCACCAGGAGAAAAACGACGAAUCGCUGUCUUCCAAAAGAAACUUUUUGACGAAGUCUCAUUGAGAAUUCUUUGAGAACUUUUACUUCUUUACGCGGUUUACUCGGUCGCAUUGUACAUAGGUGAUUAAAGCUUUAAGUGACGUCUGUGAUAGGGUUCCAUUUUGUACCUGAGAUGACUAUUUUCUUGUAAAACAUAGCGACUAUUAUAUAGAUGUUAACUUGUUAUGUUUAAGAACCUUUUUCGACGUAAUGCCGUCCGGCGUCUCUGUUGAGGCCGUCGGGCAGUAUCAUCAUCAUCAUCAUCAAUAAACGUCUUGUUUCAAUGAUAAACGAUAUCGAAUCACCACCCACAAUAUAUUCCGCAUCCUUCUCUUCUUUAUUAAUCUUCUUAUAACGACAGAAUCAUAGAUAUAUGAAAAGGCUAUAUGAC
Messenger RNA from Mycetomoellerius zeteki, 1444 nucleotides. RefSeq names its product enhancer of split mbeta protein. Gene Ontology annotation, biological process: regulation of DNA-templated transcription. The record is from RefSeq and is a predicted model, not a curated record. Bases 292 to 909 code for a protein of 205 amino acids. NCBI's taxonomy places the organism in Eukaryota, Metazoa, Arthropoda, Insecta, Hymenoptera, Formicidae. The transcript has a single exon. Gene Ontology annotation, molecular function: protein dimerization activity; DNA binding.